GCGCCGCACUGCAGCAUCCCGGGUGCCGGGCUCGCGGCUGCCGCAGUAGCGGGGCCGCCCGUGGGAGCGAGCGCGGCGCCGAGACCCCCGCGCCGUCCCGGGGCGCGCGAUCGCGGCUCGCCCGGGGCCCGGACAGUGCGGACAGGACGGCAGCUUUACAAUGAUAUGGUGAAUCCCAAGACUGGAACCCAACAGAUUUUCUCAGCUCUUUUGUUUGGACGCCAGUCAAUUAUCUAUCAACCCCCAGCAUGGCUAAAAGUGCAGAAGUCAAACUGGCAAUAUUUGGCAGAGCAGGUGUGGGGAAGUCAGCUCUUGUAGUGAGAUUUCUGACCAAACGGUUCAUCUGGGAGUAUGACCCCACUCUUGAAUCCACCUACCGACACCAAGCAACUAUUGAUGAUGAAGUUGUCACCAUGGAGAUACUAGAUACUGCGGGUCAGGAGGACCCCAUCCAGAGGGAAGGACACAUGCGCUGGGGGGAAGGCUUCGUGCUGGUCUACGACAUCACGGACCGCGGGAGCUUCGAGGAGGUGCUGCCGCUCAAGAACGUCCUGGACGAGCUGAAGAAGCCCAAGAACGUCACGCUCAUCCUGGUGGGGAACAAGGCGGACUUGGACCACUCCAGGCAGGUCAGCACAGAAGAAGGGGAGAAGCUGGCCACGGAGUUAGCCUGCGCCUUUUACGAGUGCUCGGCCUGCACCGGCGAGGGCAACAUCAGCGAGAUCUUCUACGAGCUGUGCCGCGAAGUGCGUCGCCGCAGGAUGGUCCAGGGCAAGACCCGGCGACGCAGCUCCACCACGCACGUCAAACAGGCCAUCAACAAGAUGCUCACCAAGAUCAGCAGUUAAGGCGGCGUCGCCCGGGCUGGGAAACGCGCUCUGCUGCGCCCUGUUUAUGUUCUUCCAAAAACAAAACAAAAAAAAGCAAAAAACAAAUAAUACCAAACCCUCUGUGUGUUAUUCUGGCUCUGAACGUGCCGCUGCUUCCCGUGAUUCCCGGGCUCUCGUCUGUUGAGUCGUGGUAGCGUGUUUCACUGCAUGCCAGUGUUGACGGCGUUGCCCUCUCCCGCUUGGUUCGUAGGACACCCGCUAAUGUCAUCACCAGAGAUUGCAACGUGGCAGGGUUUGUGUUUAGCUAUUACUAGGCAUCUUCACCUUGCUUAAGUAGCUCAGAGUCUUCUCCCAAAGCAGUUUUGGGCGGGGUUGUAGACAAAGAUUAUAAAUGCUUCCGUUUGACGUCUAGGGUCACAGGGAUGCAAGGAAAACACGGCAUGUGGCGUGCAGGUGAUGAAGCAGGGAGUCGAGACCCAGUUCCUCUUUGCCAAGAGGGUUUUUCUGAACUAGCUGAAAUCUUGGAGCUUUUUUGGAACCCUGAUUUUGUUCUUAAACUCGCACAUACUCUCACGAAGCUCUCCAUUUUCAUCAGAAGUCCCAUUUCAAUUCGAAUUGAAAUUCAGUUCUCCACUCUCAGUCGUUUCUAGGUCAUUGCCCUGAAUUCUUCUCUAUCUCAAAUAAGAUUUGAUUAGGACAGGUAGCAGGACCCGUCAAUUAAAGGCCCCCAACAAGCCAUUUCUAUCAAGCCUGGGAUGCUGUGAAGACGAUUGGAAUCUGUUCUCUGGACCCACUUUAUUGCAUGCAAAUUGAGGAUUUAGGGAUGUCCAGUUCAUUUCUUUCUCUGUUUAGCCCUAGAAGAAUACAUCCAAAAAGACAAGAAAGAAAACAAAGCUUAACUAUCCUUAUACUGGAUGGCUGAGCUUCUAUCCUGUACCACACUGAGAAGGAAAAUUAGUUAUUGAUUCAUUAGAUGAGUCACAUAUCUUCAUUUUGAUAUUUUGGAAAAUUUUUACCCACUUAGUAAAAUUCAGAAAAGAAUAAGUGAUCAAAAUGUAUUUUACCUGAAAAAAGUGAGUAUUAAACAGAUUCUUGUAUUGUGAAAGUACAGCCUAACACGUAAGACUUUGAUUCUUUUAUCCCUCUUAUGCCCCCAUAUCAAGAUUUGGGCACUUUAUUUUAGAAGAAAAUAUAUAUCUUUUACAUAUGUGUGUAUUUAUAAAUGCAUAUAUAUAUGGAUGAAAAUUUGUAAGAGUAGGAGGCUUUAUUCACCAAAGCAUUUGGACAACUUGGUGUAACUGACUAUUUUAUGUGACUACAAUAAAAUGCUUAAUUUUCA
This is a messenger RNA of Sorex araneus (European shrew), 2169 nucleotides long. RefSeq names its product RAS like estrogen regulated growth inhibitor (gene RERG). Gene Ontology annotation, molecular function: GTPase activity; GTP binding. The record is from RefSeq and is a predicted model, not a curated record. Lineage: Eukaryota; Metazoa; Chordata; Mammalia; Eulipotyphla; Soricidae. The transcript is spliced from 5 exons. The coding region runs from base 249 to 848 and encodes 199 amino acids.